Molecule: messenger RNA, 672 nt
Organism: Auxenochlorella protothecoides
Lineage: Eukaryota; Viridiplantae; Chlorophyta; Trebouxiophyceae; Chlorellales; Chlorellaceae
Exons: 2
Coding region: 1-672 (223 amino acids)
Source: RefSeq, a predicted model, not a curated record
AUGUCGCCGCAGGAGGAGUCGUGGGACACGGUGGGAAUAUUUGUGUUCCCUGGCUUCGAGCCGCUCGAUGCCUACGGCCCAAUGGAGCUCUUUGGAAGCAUGAUUCGAGAGGGUCUGCGCAAGGUGAAGCGCAUCGUCUUCGUGGCGGAGACCGCGGGCCCGGUCCCCUCAUGCUUCGGACCCAGCACCGUGGCAGAGUACGGCCUCGACGACUGCCCCCCCCUGGACGUGCUGGUGAUCUCGGGGGGCAUUGGCACCCGCAUCCUCAUGCACAAUACCCGAGUCGUGGACUGGCUGCGAUCCCAAAUACUCGAUCAUGACGUGCGGCACGUGCUCAGCGUCUGCACAGGUGCUGCCCUCCUAGCUGCCACCGGCCUGCUGGACGGCAAGCCAGCCACCACCAACAAGGAGCUCUUCACCUACAUCCGCCAGCUGUUUCCCGCGGUGCAGUGGCAGGGAACCGCGCGCUGGAUAUCGCAGGGCAAGGUGGUCACCGCCAGCGGGGUGACCGCCGGCAUGGACGCUGCGCUCUCCAUCAUUGAGGGCACCUUUGGCGCGGAGGUCGCGGAGCGCGUGGCGCGGGACGUCGAGUACAUUGGCGACUGGAGGCAGGCAAGCAACGACCCUUUUGCGCACCAUUCCUCCUCCGACGACGGCGAGGGGGCCGGGUAG